AUGAAGCGGCACCAUGCAGGAUCAAAUCCUCGCACUUACCAGCUUGUAAUGGGAUGGAUUUUGAUUGCCAGUGUCUUCAUAUUGGCCCUAGUUUCUAUUUGUAUCUCCCGUUGCCGUUCUCCAGUCAGUAUUCUUCAGCUUGCAUUCUGGAAAAUGUACCUGGAGAAAGAGCAGCAGCUUUAUGAGAUCAAAGCCAAGGAACAUGCAACGAAGCUGGCAGAGAGGAAUAUCAAAUGCUUCUUUGAUUCCACAGAGCUGGAACCAUUUCACACUCCAAGCGCCAAAGCCUGGCAUGGCAUUUCUUCCUUGUUUGCCUUUAAUCCUGAAGAUCAUUACUACAGUAUGAUACAUAAAUAUGUCAGUACCAAAACCAGUAGUGGCAGUAUUAGAUCCGCAGAGGGGGAUACCUUUCCUUGUUGUUUGGAGUUUGUGGCUGGUGCUGGUGGCACUGAGGCACAAAUGAUAUGA
This is a messenger RNA of Rhineura floridana, 468 nucleotides long. RefSeq names its product calcium homeostasis modulator protein 6-like. Lineage: Eukaryota; Metazoa; Chordata; Lepidosauria; Squamata; Rhineuridae. Bases 1 to 468 code for a protein of 155 amino acids. Gene Ontology annotation, molecular function: monoatomic cation channel activity. The transcript is spliced from 2 exons. The record is from RefSeq and is a predicted model, not a curated record.